This is a messenger RNA of Phytophthora nicotianae INRA-310, 1316 nucleotides long. RefSeq lists its product as hypothetical. The record is from RefSeq and is a predicted model, not a curated record. Gene Ontology annotation, cellular component: extracellular region. The coding region runs from base 74 to 1159 and encodes 361 amino acids. NCBI's taxonomy places the organism in Eukaryota, Oomycota, Peronosporomycetes, Peronosporales, Peronosporaceae. Gene Ontology annotation, molecular function: polygalacturonase activity. The transcript has a single exon. Gene Ontology annotation, biological process: pectin catabolic process.
UGAGCUGUGGCAUCUAGUAUCAUUCUGCUUUUUGCUUUCUUACCAAAUAACCACCUCAAACUCCUAACCAGCCAUGAAGAACCUCUCCACCGCGCUCACCGUACUCGCUCUCUUCUCCGCCACUAUCAACGGGUCACCCAUGUUGCGCCAGGAGGCUGAAGCCUCCAGCUGCACGCUCUCUGGCACCUACAAGUCCGGCACGGACAUCUCGUCCUGCAGUACGCUCACCAUCGGCACGCUCACCGUUCCAGCCGGCGUCACGCUGGACCUGAGCAAGGCCAAAACGGGCGCCAACAUCAAAAUCUCAGGCACUGUCACGUUUGGUGAGAAGAAGUGGGCCGGUCCACUCGUGCUACUCGGUGGUACCAACCUCAAAGUCAGCGGUUCUGGCACGCUAGACGGCCAGGGUGCCUGGUACUGGAAGCAGGGCACAUCCAUCAGUCGUCCCGUCUUCUUCCGUCUGCACGGCGUGACAGGUUCUACACUCUCGGGCUUCAAGAUCAAGAACUCGCCCUACCGCACCUUCAGUAUCCUCAACUCCGAGAAGACCACAAUCAGCGGUCUCACCCUCGACUCGAGCGCUGGUGAUGGCACGGCCAAGAACACGGACGGCUUCGACCUUAGCAAGAACGACUACGUCACGAUCACGGGCAACAAGAUCUACAACCAGGACGACUGUCUCGCCAUGCAGUCCAGCACCAACACGGUCUUCAGUAACAACUACUGCAGUGGUGGCCAUGGUAUUUCCAUUGGUUCGCUCGGAGGCUCCAGCGUCAGCUCGGCCGACACGGUCAAGGGUCUCACGGUCAAGGGCAACACCAUCGUCAACAGCGUCAACGGCAUCCGCAUCAAGACCAUCGUGGAUCUCAAGGGCCUCGUGUCCGACGUCACGUACACGAACAACAAACUGUCGAACGUCAAGAACGCCAUCGUGAUCCACUCGGACUACAGCAAGUCCAAGGGCGGAUACACCGGCAAGGCCACGAGCGCCGUGACCAUCAAGGACGUGACCAUCUCGGGUCUCUCGGGUACGGCCACCAACCUGUACAACAUCGUGGCGAACUCGAAGGUCGUGUCGAACUGGAAGUUUUCGGGUGUCACGGUGAAGGCAUCCAAGACGGGCACAUGCAACGGCCAGCCCAGCACCGUCAAGUGCUAAGCUAUCAAAGACGUCGGGAGAUGUCGGAGCUGUGAGUAUUGUUCUGUUUUGCAUUGUACGUUGGUAACCGAGGCGAAAUAGCGACAUCCUGGUGCUUUUGUGUCUCUGUUUUAGCGUUCUCGCUUGUCAAUACCUUGUAACAGCUUAGAUAAAGCAC